Salvia splendens (bonfire salvia) is the source of this 1174-nucleotide messenger RNA. RefSeq names its product ADP,ATP carrier protein 1, mitochondrial. The record is from RefSeq and is a predicted model, not a curated record. The transcript has 3 exons. Gene Ontology annotation, biological process: mitochondrial ADP transmembrane transport; mitochondrial ATP transmembrane transport. Gene Ontology annotation, molecular function: ATP:ADP antiporter activity. Gene Ontology annotation, cellular component: mitochondrial inner membrane. The coding region runs from base 50 to 1045 and encodes 331 amino acids. Lineage: Eukaryota; Viridiplantae; Streptophyta; Magnoliopsida; Lamiales; Lamiaceae.
AAACAGCAUAAUUAUUCUAAAAAUUCUCUCUUAAUUACAACAAGUAUACAUGGAGCAGCCAAAGCCAAACUGCCCGGGCACUGCCCAGAAAACCGCCACGGCGCAAGCACCGCCGGAGAAGGGAUUUUCCGGUUUCGUGGUGGAUUUCGCGAUGGGCGGAGUGUCGGCAGCAGUGUCGAAGUCUGCCGCAGCGCCAAUCGAGCGCGUGAAGCUCAUGAUACAAAACCAAGAUGAACUUAUCAAGAGUGGUAGGCUGUCUCGGCCGUACAAAGGGAUCGGUGACUGUUUCAAGAGAACAAUCAACGAGGAAGGAUUUGCUUCCUUUUGGAGAGGAAACGGCACUAACGUGCUUCGUUACUUCCCCACUCAGGCUUUCAAUUUCGCAUUCAAGGAUUACUUCAAGAGCCUUUUCAAUUUCAAGAAAGAGAGAGACGGGUACUGGAAAUGGUUUGGCGGGAACCUGGCCUCCGGUGGCGCAGCCGGCGCUUCAUCUCAGGUGAUUGUUUACUCUCUUGACUAUGCUCGUACUCGCCUCUCCAACGAUGCCAAAUCCGUCACCAAAGGAGGCCAAAGGCAAUUCAACGGAUUGUUCGACGUCUACCGCAAGACCUUAGCAUCUGACGGCGUCCCCGGGCUGUAUCGAGGAUUCAACAUAUCGCUCCUCGGCAUCAUCGUCUACCGCGGCCUCUAUUUCGGAAUGUACGAUUCUUUGAAGCCCCUCGUGCUAACCGCAGAUCUGCAGGAUUCAUUCUUGGCUAGCUUCGGGCUGGGUUGGGUUGUGACGAACGGCGCUGGGCUUGCGGCGUAUCCAAUCGACACUGUACGGAGAAGGAUGAUGAUGACUUCGGGUGAAGCGGUAAAAUAUAAAAGCUCGUUGGAUGCGUUUACUCAAAUAGUGAAGAAUGAGGGUGCCAAAUCUUUGUUUAAGGGGGGCGGCGCCAACAUUCUACGCGCCGUCGCCGGGGCUGGUGUGCUCGCGGGCUAUGAUAAGUUGCAGUUACUCGUUUUUGGGAACAACUAUGGAUCCGCAUCCGCUGCUUCUUGAUUUAAUAUCACUUCUCUUCUUUUUUUUCCCUACCAAAAGCUAUGUUGUUUAGUUUCGCCAAAUUAUUGUUGUUUUUUUUAGUAAACUUGUCAAUCUUAGGCGCAUUAAUAAAGAGACAUAAUUAUUUCA